Penicillium olsonii is the source of this 1770-nucleotide messenger RNA. NCBI's taxonomy places the organism in Eukaryota, Fungi, Ascomycota, Eurotiomycetes, Eurotiales, Aspergillaceae. The record is from the annotation of a GenBank genome assembly.
AUGGGCCGGAGAAAGAUCGAGAUCAAGGCCAUCAAGGAUGACCGCAACCGCUCGGUGACGUUUUUGAAGCGCAAGGGUGGUUUGUUCAAGAAGGCUCAUGAGCUGGCUGUGCUCUGCUCCGUGGACGUCGCAGUGAUUAUUUUCGGACAGAACAAGAAGUUAUACGAGUACUCAUCAUGCGACAUGCACGAUGCGCUGGGUCGUUACCAAUACUUUGGGCCGCCUCACGAGCAUAAAGGACGGGAAGAUUUUGCCAACAAGCGAGAGGACGAUGACGACGACGACGAGGCUUCACCAGCCCCCGAGGAAAUUCAAGCCGUUCAGGCUCAAAACCACCCCGCUCUGCCCGCUCACCUUCAGAAUACGCCCGCCUUCCAGCACAUCACCCAUGCACCAUCCGCGUCUCCCCCGAUUCAUCAUGGCAUGACUAUCACACGACAUGGCACCCCGCAGUCUCAAGGCACCUCGCGCCCUUCGUCGAGGAAUCACAUACGUCGCGUCAGCUCGAAUCUCGGUCCCCAGCAACACGGUACACCUCCUCCGCCUCCGCCCCCCGGUCCCCAAAAUGGCAAUUUUGGUUACAUGCCAAAUCCGUCCAUGUAUAACCCGAACAUUCACCCCAUGAAUCAACAGCCUCGACCCGGUCAAUUCGCACACUAUGGACACCCCCCCGGACAUCAUCAAGGAACGCCUCCCAUGCACCAUGGAAUACCUCCCCAGCAGAUGCAGCCCCAGCACCAAACUCAGCAACAUUUCCAGCAGCACGGCCAUCCGGUAGGAAUGCCGCCUGGCGCCCUCCCUCAAGUCCCGCAGGUUUCGCAAUCGUACAUGCAAGAGCAUGGUAGAGGCUCCCUUCCCCCAGGGUUUGCGCCCGAGGGUCAUCAAGAGCGACCCGGGUCGGAACACCCUCAAGAGGAGCCAGCCGGCUUAAAACCGGACCACAGCCAAUCGCCACCCCAGAUCAAAUCGUUGUCUAAAUCUCGCAGUAUCUUCACGCCUAUUGAUGACCGAGGAUCCGUGCUCGCCCGUCAUUUCGGUGCAGGGGCGUCGUAUGAGAUGCCACACAAUAAUCACCCCCUCAAGGUCGAAGGACGACCCCAAGGGUCACCUGGCCUACAGUCGAUCCCCGUCCGAGCUGCCACGGAGGCGCCUCGUCCAGAGUCAGAAUCCAAGGCAUCUCGAACACACAGCGGCCCGUUACCACCCAAGCGACCUCAACUGAAGGUGCAGAUUCCCAGCGAACACUCCGAUGGCGGUGGAAGUGCCACGGCCGACUCCUCGCGUGAUUCGGCCGGGAACAAGACUUCCACCCCUGCGAAAACGAGCGCCGAAAAUAGUGGCUCGGGCGUGGUCCUCCCCCCUCCAUCGCCUUCGGCCGGCGCAAUACUGAGCGCCGGCGCCCAGGGCCCGCCCAACCCAUUCGCACGACCCCCGCCCCCGGUUCCCGCAGUUCGCAAUGAUUCCUACGGCAGCAAUAGUGGCAAUCCCGGGGGCGUGACUGCCUCGAAUAAUAUCGAGACCCCCAUCUCAGCCCUGCCGAGCCGCUUUGUCUCCGAUGCUCUCCUCCCCUCACCCUCCAGCUUCUUCCCCGAAUGGGGCUUUGGCCGCUCGGGGCCCGACUCCAACAUGCUGCCCAGUCCCCUCACCUUCCCGACCCCGGCAGUGCCCAGUGGCCCGAGCUUUUCCCGGGACGACGAACAAGACAAGAAGCGCAAGAGUCCGGAGGGAGGGACCGGGGGAGAAGGUGCAAAUAAAAGACCCAAAGCCUGA